AACAUUGAGCGAUGAUAAUCGAGGGGAGGUUAUCUCUCGGGCAGCACCUGUAACAUGGUUCUAUGGAAGCUCUACUACUUCCAGCUAAGUCGGGUUAGUCCAAGUGCGACCGCCUAUAGAGAAGCUACCCCGUAAUGGAGCAGAGCAGCAGUGUGGCGGAGCUGGCCAAGAACAGUGAGGAUAUAGAAACGGAUGUCUCCAAGGUGGCGGACCAUCAGGAGUACGCCGAAGCCCUGUCAAUGUCCGGUCGAAGUCGCACUAAACGGCGCUGGAAUCGAAGGACCUGCUGCACUCGAGAGGUCCUGAGUGGGGGCGCCAUUUUCAUCGCCCUGCUGCUCGUCAUCGGCGCCAUUUACAUGCACUUAAGACAGAAGCAUCAUCUGGGCCGGCUGCACAUCAAUCUCAAGGAUCGGGGGAGGCUGGACGUCUUGGAGGAGGACUUUCCCGUGGUCACCGUCGCGGCUGUGGCUGCCCAGACGAUAACAACAUUCCAGCCAUCUCCCACAGAGUUGGGCAGCAAGUGCCUACUCUGCAUCGCCACCACUGCAACGGAUAAUAUUCCAGCAAUCUGCAAUAACCGAGGACGGGGCAAGGAGCCGUGCGGCAAGUACCGCAUCUCCCACUCCUACUGGCAGGACACACUGGGGAUAAUUGACCCGGACGACGCACUCGCACAGGAGUACGAACGAUGCGUGGUAUAUGACCAGUGUGCCGAGACCAUUGUGCAGAGCUAUGUGCAGCGAUAUGGCGACGAUUGCAAUGGAGACGGACGGAUCGAGUGUCGGGAUCAUGUGAUGCUCCACAUGCGAGGACCCGGUGGCUGUGCGAGGCAGGAGCCUCUGGGGGCCCUGGCUGAGAGUCGCUUGGCGCUGCAUUAUGGGUCGCCAGUAGAGGGUUAGCACAAAGAGACCUACGAAUUCGUGGAACAGCAGCAGAGCAGCAAACUUGUCAUCGAACAAACUGGACGAGGCCCUUCGUCCGC
Molecule: messenger RNA, 982 nt
Organism: Drosophila suzukii
Lineage: Eukaryota; Metazoa; Arthropoda; Insecta; Diptera; Drosophilidae
Molecular function (GO): lysozyme activity
Source: RefSeq, a predicted model, not a curated record